Xyrauchen texanus (razorback sucker) is the source of this 1173-nucleotide messenger RNA. RefSeq names its product RNA binding protein fox-1 homolog 3-like. NCBI's taxonomy places the organism in Eukaryota, Metazoa, Chordata, Actinopteri, Cypriniformes, Catostomidae. Gene Ontology annotation, biological process: nervous system development; regulation of alternative mRNA splicing, via spliceosome. The record is from RefSeq and is a predicted model, not a curated record. Gene Ontology annotation, cellular component: cytoplasm; nucleus. Gene Ontology annotation, molecular function: mRNA binding. The transcript is spliced from 12 exons. The coding region runs from base 20 to 1093 and encodes 357 amino acids.
GAGACAGUAUCGUGGUUAAAUGUGGAAGUCUUCAUCUCUGAGCUCUAUGGCAAACUCAGCGUGUGUGCUGCUGUCCGGAUCCGGGAUGCUCCCUCAUUCCUUACACUGUCCCCCGGCGUUCCUCUAUCUGUCCGAGGGUAAUCAGGAGCCCACCAAUCCGGCAGACGCGAUGGCCCAGACUUACCCCCCACAGUACGCCCAUCCCCCUCAGAACGGACUCCCUGCCGACUUCACCGCGACACACGCUCUUCCCACGCAAGACUACACGGGCCGGAACCGCGUCCCCGAUCACACCUUGACACUCUACACGGCAGCACAGACGCACAGCGAUCUCGACAGCAACACGCCGGCCAUCUCCUGCGGUACCAACACGGCAACGACAGAAGACGUGACGCAAACGGAAGUUUCGCAGCAGGUGCAGCAUUCAGAAUCCACGGAGAAACAGCAGCCGAAGCGCUUACACAUCUCCAACAUCCCCUUCCGGUUCCGAGACCCCGAUUUACGGCAAAUGUUUGGGCUAUUUGGGAAGAUCUUAGAUGUGGAGAUUAUCUUUAAUGAAAGAGGAUCAAAGGGCUUCGGCUUUGUAACGUUUGAAACGUGCGCAGACGCCGAUCGCGCGCGGGAGAAACUAAAUGGCACAAUCGUAGAGGGGCGGAAAAUCGAGGUCAACAACGCCACGGCGAGAGUCAUGACGAAUAAGAAAGUAGUAAACCCGUAUACGAACAGUUGGAAACUUAAUCCAGUCGUAGGAGCUGUUUAUGGACCUGAACUCUACACAGUGACAGGUUUCCCGUACCCCACAGCUGGUGCGACAGUGCCGUACAGAGGGGCUCACCUCAGAGGCAGAGGACGGGCUGUUUAUAACACCUUCCGUACGGCCCCUCCCCCUCCACCCAUCCCAGCCUAUGGAGCAAUGGUGUAUCAGGACGGAUUCUAUGGUGCAGAGAUCUAUGGAGGUUAUGCAGCAUACAGAUAUACUCAGCCUGCAACGGCUACAGCGUACAGCGACAGUUACGGGAGAGUCUAUGCAGCCGCUGACCCAUAUCACCACACCAUCAGCCCGGCGGCAACCUACAGCGUGGGCACCAUGUAAAUACAGCAAAAGAAAGAGCAGGAGCAGAACUAUAGGACAGCACGGAUCAUCAUGAGGAGAGAAAAAACAGAAGAAAGAAG